CUAGUUGAGACUGCGCUUCCGCGUUCUUCUCAACGGAAACGUGCGCUGCUGGUAAACAACAUGGCUACAGGGUCCAACAGUGGGGGAAGCGAGCUACAAAAAGAGUUGAUUUGUGCCAUCUGUCUUGACUACUUCAACGAUCCUGUCAUUCUGAAAUGCGGACACAAUUUCUGUAAAUUCUGCAUCCUUAUGCACUGGGAGGAGAAUGGAGGAGAUGACGUCGGUUAUCAAUGUCCGGAGUGCCGAAUGAUAUUCUACAAGAUAAGCUUCACCAAGAACUACCUGGUAAAGAACCUUGUUGAUAAGCUGAGCGACUUGGAUUGCCUGAAGCCCUGCAACCCGCCGGCCCCCUCCAAGCCGGUCAAAGUGGACGGGAAAUGUGAGAGACACGGCGAGGAGCUGAAACUGUACUGUCACACGGAUAACAAACCCAUCUGUGUGGUCUGCAGGGAGUCCAGGACACACAGACACCACGAUGUGGCUCCCGUGCCUGAGGUCCUGGAGGACAUGAAGAGCGAGCUCCGCCUGAGGCUGGUGAAGCUGACAUGGCAGAAGUCUGUCUGUACCAGGGUGAAGGCUAUAGACGAACAGACCAAGAAUGAAGCAAAGUUAAAGAAGAAGAAGCUGAAGGAGAAGAUCGAGGAGGACGUGGGAGCGUUGGUCCAGUUCCUGCUGGAUGAGAAGGAUGAUCUGCUGGAGGCUCUGGACGCUGAGGAGGUGGCGGUGUUGGAGGUGAUGGAUGAGAACCUGAGGAGGGUGGAGGCUGAGAUGGCUGCAGUGGACAAACACAUCGCGGAGAUACACAACCACAUCAGCGGAAAAACCAGCUUUGAGAGCAUCACUGAGACGUACACCAACCCUCUAAAGGUGAACCCUCUCAUUGCAUCUGUUAACUCUCCGGGUGACUGGAAUGAAUUCUCUGGACCCCACCAGCUGAUCUUAUGGAAGAGGAUGAUGCACGUUCUGCACACCAUGCCCCAGAAUCUGACCCUGGACCCAGACACGGCCCACCCUAACCUGGCCAUCACAGACUUUGACACCAAGGUGGAGGAGGUUCGGAGCCGGAGCCAGGAACCAGACCUGCCUCAGCGCUUCACCCGCUUCUGUGGCAUCCUGGCCACGGCGCGCUACUCCAGUGGCCAGCACUACUGGGAGGUGGACGUAAAGGACAAGGGUGUGUGGUACCUCGGGGUCACGGGGGAGUACAGUCCCAGGAAGGGAUUCGUCAACCUCUGCCCCUCGUCUGGCUACUGGAGUCUGAGCCUUCAGGACAGGCUGUACGCCAACGAAGAGGACGCCAAGAUUCCUCUGGCCGACUACUGGAACUCCCCACGCGUCGGCGUCUAUCUGGACUAUGACGCCGGCCGCGUCUCCUUCUACGACGCCGUCACCAUGAAGAAGCUGUACAUGUUCGACGCAUACUUUGAUGAGCCAGUGGCUCCCUUCUUCAGUCCGGGAAAGAACGAUCCAGGAAGCAGACUGCAGAUCUGUCAUUACUACUGAGGCGAGGGCCUCAUUUAAAUGCGAGACAUUGUGCGUACUUGCCUGGGUUGAGGCCCAGACCUAUUGGCAAUCCUCAGAGAGGGUUGUUCUUAGGCUACCUAUUGCAGAUACAGCUUCGAUGAUCUCGAUUCAGCUGGAGUUCUGGAAUGGUACCGAUUCCACUGUGGCUUUGCUGAAGGUUCCAGGGUGCCGUAUUCAAACAUUGUGAAUCUAGAAUUUCUAAAAUGAAAGACUGAGAGCCUCAUUCCUCUAGAUCCCAAUGUGUCCUUCAUUUAAAUGCUGGUAGUGAUCUCACUUAUGUUUUGCUUUGUUUUUAGGGGAUUUGUUUUUCCCAUUAACCAUGAAUUCAGAGAAUCCCUUGUUGGUUCUAUGAGGCAAUACACAAUCUAAAAAUGUAAUAUUUAGAAAGGAACAUUAAGUUCUUUGAGAAACCCAUUAUCUAAAAAUACAUACCCUCCUGAACAGUUUCAAUUUGAAGAAAAACUAAAAGGUUCUCCAGAAAAAUUAUUUUCAGAGGGGAGGGAUGCUUUGUAACGGCUACAUAACAUGACAUUGAAACAUGCUGGUCUUUAAUGCCUUUGUCAUAAAACACACCAGAACACCCCAUGACAAUUAUCAGCACCUGUGUUAUAGAUCCCUGUUGGUUGUUGAUGCAGUUGUUUUAACAUUAUAAUCUGAACAUUUCACAGAUAAGGACAACCAACAUUCUGGUCAGCUGUGAUGGGCCGGUCAAAUGCUACAUUAAACCACUCAUUUUCUCUGUGUGUCUCAAGCUUUGUCCAUGUCAGAAAUGGCACCAUAUUCCCUAUAUGGCGCACUUGCUUUCACCAAAUUGAUGCCGUUUGUAGUGUCUAUGAGCCAGUUUGCGAUACAAACACUUCCAGUGACGUUUUCUGUAUAAGCAGCUGCAAGACUUGCUAGGUUCGGUUGAAAGUAUUGCGCUAUAUUGGGAAAAAGAGUGCUGCUGAAUUCAUCUUCCAGGUUUCCUUAAGAAGUACAUACUUCUUACCCUGAUUAAUCAAGAUGGCUAAUAAUGAAUUGUAUUUUUUAUUUUAUUGUAUUACAUUUGUAUUGUUGUAAAUUACCUUUUUUCACGUUUUUAACCUGAGUAUUGCUGUUACAUUCAGUUUAACAUAUUGUCACGGAUUAAUCGAUCACGCUUUUUCUACAUUUGUUUUCUCAGUAAACCAAUCCUGAGGGUUUUCUGAGCUCUGUGUCAUUCAUGCCAAGGUUUAAGUGCCAGUAUCGUUUAGUUCGGUGCUUAAUCAUGUGGAGAAAUUUUACGUUACAAGGAUAGAAUGUUUUCUUUUUUGUAUCCGUCCGUUCGUCGCAUUUCUCUGGUUGCUAAUUUGUUCAUUUAUGUGUGGCAGUCUUCACCAUCUGCAUUAUGACUAGAAUGUUCUAGUUUGGGUUGAGUUCAAGUAGAGGAAUACACAGGUGUAUUAUGUUAACCUUUGAAUGUUUAACCAUACAGGUCAAUUUAGACCCCACGCGGUCACAAAUAUUGUAAUAGCGAAACCCUUUUUAAUCUUUUAUGCCAAAAUGUGUUUUAUUUACCUGUGGCUAUCAGUGUAGCCACAGUAAUUUACCUGUGGCUAUUUCUUUGUCGUUGUUUUUUUCCCCCCUUCGUUUUAAGAAACCAUGAUUGUUUUAAAUAAACGAUGUCGACGUGUAGUCGGGCCAUUUUGAGUGAAUGGCUCAAUUUGAAUCAUUUUGUUCCAUGUUGUCAUUGGUGUGCAUUACCAAUGCAAUAAUGCAGGUCUGUUGUGUCAAUAAUAAGCAAUUGUGAAAUAAAACAUUGCGGGACAUUUGCA
Messenger RNA from Esox lucius (northern pike), 3317 nucleotides. It is a transcript of the gene trim47, whose product is annotated as tripartite motif containing 47. The transcript is spliced from 10 exons. The coding region runs from base 61 to 1503 and encodes 480 amino acids. Lineage: Eukaryota; Metazoa; Chordata; Actinopteri; Esociformes; Esocidae. Gene Ontology annotation, molecular function: protein binding; zinc ion binding. The record is from RefSeq and is a predicted model, not a curated record.